Rattus rattus (black rat) is the source of this 2125-nucleotide messenger RNA. It is a transcript of the gene Cdc73, whose product is annotated as cell division cycle 73. Gene Ontology annotation, molecular function: RNA polymerase II complex binding. Gene Ontology annotation, biological process: positive regulation of transcription elongation by RNA polymerase II; transcription elongation by RNA polymerase II. Gene Ontology annotation, cellular component: Cdc73/Paf1 complex. The record is from RefSeq and is a predicted model, not a curated record. The transcript has 17 exons. The coding region runs from base 191 to 1786 and encodes 531 amino acids. NCBI's taxonomy places the organism in Eukaryota, Metazoa, Chordata, Mammalia, Rodentia, Muridae.
CGGCCUGGGUGGCUUCUGCCCGUGCUGCUGUCGUAGACGCGGACGGCUGUUAGUGUGGUGGCUGUUGGUUCGCGGCGGCGGCGGCGGGGGAAGAGGGCGAGGCGACGGGGAAAGGAGGCGGCGGGCGCGGCGGCGACGGCGGUGCCCGGGGCCCGCGGCGGCGGCGGCUGUAGCAGCGAGGGGGGCGAAGAUGGCGGACGUGCUCAGCGUCCUGCGACAGUACAACAUCCAGAAGAAGGAGAUUGUGGUCAAGGGGGAUGAAGUGAUCUUCGGCGAGUUCUCCUGGCCCAAGAAUGUGAAGACCAACUAUGUAGUUUGGGGGACCGGAAAGGAAGGCCAACCCAGAGAAUACUACACAUUGGAUUCUAUCCUAUUUCUCCUUAAUAAUGUGCACCUUUCGCAUCCUGUUUAUGUCCGACGUGCAGCUACUGAAAAUAUUCCUGUGGUUAGAAGACCUGACAGAAAGGAUCUCCUUGGAUAUCUCAAUGGGGAAGCAUCAACAUCAGCAAGCAUAGACAGGAGUGCCCCCCUGGAAAUAGGUCUUCAGCGGUCUACUCAAGUCAAAAGAGCUGCAGAUGAAGUUUUAGCAGAAGCAAAGAAACCACGAAUUGAGGAUGAAGAGUGUGUGCGCCUUGAUAAAGAGAGAUUGGCAGCCCGUUUGGAAGGCCAUAAAGAAGGGAUCGUGCAGACUGAACAGAUUAGGUCUUUGUCUGAAGCUAUGUCAGUGGAAAAAAUUGCUGCAAUCAAAGCCAAAAUUAUGGCUAAGAAAAGAUCUACUAUCAAGACCGAUCUAGAUGAUGAUAUAACUGCCCUUAAACAGAGGAGUUUUGUGGAUGCUGAGGUAGAUGUGACCAGAGAUAUUGUCAGCAGAGAGAGAGUGUGGCGGACAAGAACAACUAUCUUACAGAGCACAGGAAAGAAUUUUUCAAAGAAUAUUUUCGCAAUUCUUCAAUCAGUAAAAGCCAGAGAAGAAGGGCGUGCCCCCGAACAACGGCCAGCUCCAAAUGCAGCCCCUGUGGAUCCUACAUUACGUACAAAACAGCCUAUUCCAGCUGCCUACAACAGAUAUGACCAAGAAAGAUUCAAAGGCAAAGAAGAAACGGAAGGUUUUAAGAUCGAUACUAUGGGUACCUACCAUGGCAUGACGCUGAAAUCUGUCACGGAAGGUGCAUCUGCCCGUAAGACUCAAACUCCUGCAGCCCAGCCUGUACCUAGACCAGUGUCUCAAGCAAGACCUCCCCCAAAUCAGAAGAAAGGGUCACGAACACCCAUCAUUAUUAUUCCUGCAGCUACCACUUCUUUAAUAACCAUGCUUAAUGCAAAAGACCUUCUACAGGAUCUGAAAUUUGUCCCAUCAGAUGAAAAGAAGAAACAGGGAUGUCAACGAGAAAAUGAAACACUAAUACAGAGAAGAAAAGACCAGAUGCAACCUGGGGGCACAGCAAUUAGUGUCACAGUCCCUUACAGAGUCGUAGACCAGCCUCUGAAGCUUAUGCCUCAAGACUGGGAUCGAGUUGUAGCUGUUUUUGUACAAGGUCCUGCUUGGCAGUUCAAAGGUUGGCCAUGGCUUCUACCUGAUGGAUCACCAGUUGACAUAUUUGCGAAAAUUAAAGCCUUCCAUCUCAAGUAUGAUGAAGUUCGUCUAGAUCCAAAUGUUCAAAAAUGGGAUGUAACAGUAUUAGAACUCAGCUAUCAUAAACGUCAUUUGGAUAGACCAGUUUUCUUACGUUUCUGGGAAACAUUGGAUAGAUACAUGGUAAAGCAUAAAUCCCACUUGAGAUUCUGAAUCAUUUAAUUCCUCCUUUUCUGAAAACUUGGAUUAAGAAGCAUGGAUAUAGCUUGAUCUACAGACUGAAACCAAGCUUUAUGAAUUCAUCAAGAACUUGUAAAUGAAGAAGGACACAGAGUAGUCUUUUAUAAGACCUUGUUUGAUGCUGUGUGCUUCAAAGGGGCAAUGCCUCCCAUCCAUACAAGCAAACUUUUUUGGCUUACAACUAUUUUUUUAAUAUUAGCCUUCUAGUCUGUAAUGGAAAUUGUAUAUUUUGAUAGAAGUUUUUUCUCUAUUGGUUAAAUUAGCAUUACUUAAAAUUUGUUUCUUUAGAAAUAAAUACAGGUUAUAAAUGUG